GCUUUACGUGAGCCCCCCCGCACUCGCUGUGGGAGUGGUAGUGCCCACUCCUCCGGAGCGGAAGUGCCUGACGGACGGAGUUGUCGUUCUGUUGCCUCGCGCGUCGCUCGAGUGUUGCCGCUGUGCCGUAACUGCCGCGGUCGUCGCCUCAGCCCGUGAGGAAAGUUGGGCUUUGGCGCCUUCUCGGAUGCGGCGGAAGCAGAAGCGGCUGCUGCAGGCGGUGGGGCUGGCGCUGGCCGCCCUCGUCUUUCUCCCUAACGUGGGGCUCUGGUCCCUUUACCGGGAGCGACAGCUGGACAGCGGCGGUAGCGAUGGAAGAGGAGCGGUUGGCGGCGGCGCGGGAGGAGCCCUCGGGGUGGCGGCAGCAGCUGUGGCGGCACCGCUGUCGGGAGCAGCAGCAGCCCGAGGAGAGGCGCAGGGUUUCCAUACAAGACAGAAGAAAGAAGCUUAUCUUGAGAACAGACAGAGGAAGAAGGACUGGCAUGACAGAGAUGCUAUAAGAAGAGACUUGCAACGAACAGGUAAUGGAGAACAGGGAAAACCAUACCCUAUGACUGAUGCUGAACGAGUGGACCAGGCAUACAGGGAAAAUGGCUUUAAUAUUUUUGUGAGUGACAAAAUUUCUCUCAAUCGCUCCCUUCCAGAUAUACGGCACCCAAACUGCAAUAGCAAGCUAUACCUGGAGAAACUCCCAAACACCAGUGUAAUAAUCCCAUUUCACAAUGAAGGAUGGUCAUCACUUCUCAGAACAGUGCACAGCGUUCUCAGUCGCUCUCCUCCUGAACUCAUAGCUGAAAUUGUGCUGGUGGAUGAUUUCAGUGAUAGAGAACACUUAAAAAAGCUAUUGGAGGACUAUAUGGCCCAGUUUCCCAAGGUGAGGAUUUUCCGAACCAAGAAGAGAGAAGGGUUGAUAAGAACCCGUAUGCUGGGAGCUUCUGCUGCAAUAGGAGAUGUUAUUACAUUUUUGGACUCUCACUGUGAAGCCAAUGUAAACUGGUUGCCACCCCUUUUAGACCGCAUUGCUCGGAACCGCAAGACUAUAGUUUGUCCAAUGAUUGACGUUAUAGACCAUGACCACUUUGGCUAUGAAACGCAAGCUGGAGAUGCAAUGCGAGGAGCAUUUGACUGGGAGAUGUAUUACAAGCGGAUACCAAUUCCUCCUGAAUUACAGAAACCUGACCCCAGUGACCCUUUUGAAUCUCCUGUAAUGGCUGGAGGACUGUUUGCAGUUGAUAGAAAGUGGUUCUGGGAGCUGGGAGGAUAUGAUGCAGGCCUGGAGAUAUGGGGUGGAGAACAGUAUGAAAUAUCAUUUAAGGUAUGGAUGUGUGGGGGUCGCAUGGAAGAUAUUCCUUGUUCCCGUGUUGGCCAUAUCUAUAGGAAAUAUGUUCCUUAUAAGGUUCCAACAGGAGUCAGCUUGGCAAGGAACUUGAAGCGUGUAGCUGAAGUGUGGAUGGAUGAAUAUGCAGAGUACAUUUAUCAGAGGAGACCUGAAUAUCGACAUCUAUCUGCAGGAGAUGUGACUGCUCAGAAGGAACUUCGCAGUAAUCUCAACUGCAAAAACUUCAAGUGGUUCAUGAAUGAAGUGGCUUGGGACUUACAAAAGUUCUAUCCACCAGUGGAGCCUCCAGCAGCUGCCUGGGGAGAGAUCCGUAAUAUAGGGACUGGCCUCUGUGCAGAUACCAAACAUGGAGCCCUGGGUUCCCUUCUAAGAGUUGAAGCCUGUGUGAAAGGCAGAGGAGAAGCUGCCUGGAACAAUGUGCAGGUGUUCACAUUUAGCUGGCGAGAGGAUAUCCGUCCAGGAGACCCCCAGCACACAAAGAAAUUCUGUUUUGAUGCUAUUUCCCACAACAGCCCAGUGACCCUCUAUGACUGUCAUGGAAUGAAGGGGAAUCAGCUGUGGAAAUACAGGAAAGACAAGACUCUUUACCACCCAGUAAGUGGCAGCUGCAUGGACUGUAGUGAGAGUGACCAAAAAAUCUUCAUGAACACAUGCAACCCUUCCUCUCCAACACAGCAAUGGAUAUUUGAACACACAAACUCAACAGUCCUGGAAAACUUUAACAAGAAUCUUGAUCUUUAAAAACUGUCUAUGUGUAUAUAUUACAGCUAUAGUUUUUACAGGGGAGAUGACAAUUUUUUUAAGAAUACUUUUUUAAAAAAUUAAAAGGGAGAAUCUCAGGAGAGGGUGUGAGGCCAGUCUUUAAUUUGAUGAUGCUGCAUCUUUAUCUUUUGGGUAACUGAAUCCCACUAACUUCUAGAAAUCUGCAGUGCUGUAAUCACACCACAGAUUCAAACCUGGUUCUCUAAGGCAGGAUAGUGUACUUUCAUAAUCUUAUGGUUUUUCAGCUACUGUAACAUUCAAGGUCAAUAUAUUUUCAUAGGGGUAAUGCACAACUUCCAUGAAUUGUGCACCACAUGGUCUCAAAGCUAAGCCCAUGGAUCCAUACAGGAGUCAAGGGUAAGUGUUAUAACUGCACAUCUUCAGUCCAGAUGGUUUAAAGGCAAUGUUGGCAUUGGCUCUUCACACUGCCCCUUAAUUUUGGUGGUAUGAAAUCUGCCUUUGUGUGGCAGGCAGCAGGAGGAAAUGAUGUGUGGGUGCUGCUGGAUUUUCUAUUACUGAUUGUUGCAGGAUGGAUCCUUUUUCAAAACAGCUUGAGUUUAAGCUGUGAAGCCACUCUGUGGCUGUGAAGGAGAGAGGGGGGUGGAGAACAAGAAGCACCUGUCAAAGCGGUCUGCAGGAGUGAUAGAACUGAGUGUUAAAUCAACUGGGUCAUGUAUAAUUUACAUGUGUGCAUAAUUAAAUUUAGUCCACUGGCAUGCAAGGGUUUGACUGAAAAGAUCAAUUUAUACAAAAACAAGGGCUAAAAUCCUAAAAUGAAAUUUAAUUCCCCAGUAACAUGGGUGAGACCUACUUGCAAAUAAGCAUGUUUAAGAUUGCAGUGAAACUGUUUAGUGGUCUGCCUGUUUUUUUCAUCAAUGUAGUUCUGUUUCACUUAGAACCAAUUUAGGAGAUGACAUCCAGCCACAUCUAGGGCUACAGGCACAACAAUAUUUUGCAACAAAACUAUCCCUGCAGCAUUCUGCAAAUAUUUAAAAGUACCUAAGAGUCUAUACAAUGCAGCAUCCUUCAGAGUUUAGGCUUCCUCAUAUCCUAUUCCAAAUUACUUUAAAAAUUGUAUUUAAAAUCUUGAUUGAAAAUAAUUGGAGUGUGAUGUCUUUCAGUUUUUCAGAUUUACAGGUUUGAAUUCAAUUUACAACUUCCCCCAUUCUGUGUUGGCUGCAUUUUUAUCAGCAUUACCAUUGUCCGGUAUUUUUUGUUAGUGAGCUGGGAAACAGAUCAUCAGCAGAAACCAAGUUGAUACCUUUUCCCCAGUUCAAUAUUCUUUGUUUGGGGGAUGCCGUCUUAAACUAUUAAUUUUAUUGAGAUGCUUGUUUUUGCAUUUUUAGGCUCAGAACAGCUUUUAAAUCUCACUAGUGGUAAACAGCCUCCUGUGGGGGUUUUAGGUGGAUUAUUUUUUAAUAAUUUCCCAUGCAUUAAGAUGAGCUGAUUAAUCAUUCAGUACUUUUCCCCCUCCUAUAACAGGUACGAGUUUACCUCUUCCAGUUCUACCUCACUAGUCUUCCACUGAUUAUCAAUAUAAUUUCUCAUUGUGCACUGAAAAGCUCAGUACAAGCUCAGAUUUAUUUGUUCUGUUUAGUAAAGAAAAACCCUCCAUGCACAUGCUAGGAUUUUCCAUUUUACACCAGCAUGAAAGAAAAGAGCUGUUUCUGGGUGUGAAAGCUUCCUUGUGCGUAUAUAUACUGCUGAUCAUAGCCUCUCUCCUUUAUUUCCUCCAACACUCUAAAUAUAUUUUUAGCAAGUCCAAUCCUAUCUUAGGUUAAUUUUUUCUGCUCCUUGUUUUGGAGACAUAUUUAUAACCCAGUAUGUUCCAGUCAUAGUUGUUUAACAAAAGUAAAAUAUGCUUUGAAAAAAUUAGCAAGCUAGAAUGUCUUCAUUUCAUAAUGAGUCUAGGAACUAGUGCUGUUUGCAGCGGGCUACUGACCAGAUGGCAAAGUAACGGGAACUUAAAUAUCAAAUAGUUAGUUUCAUAUUUCAUAUUCCCCAUUUUAGCUAUGGAAUCAUAGACCUUCUAGUUACUUACCAUAAUCUCUUAUUGUUUCUAAGAGCUGAUUCCAGCAGUGUUUUAUUCCAUAGAAGAGUACCUGCAAACACAAUCACAAAGAAAAAUGCAAGCAACGUGAAUCUUGCAGGAAAUUUCCAUGAGCAGGAAUCUUGUCUUCUGCAAAACCCAGGAUCACAGUAGAUUGCAAAUUGUCUAUUGUAAGAUCCUGGAUUUCUUGCAAAAUCUAGGAUCACAGUAGGUCAGGUGUAGGAAACGUUUGGCCCUCCAGAUGUUGCUGAAUUAUAGAUCCCAUCAUCCCUGGCCAUUGGCAAUGCUUGCUGGGGCUGAUGGGAGUUGUAGUUCAUCAGCUACUGGAGUGCCAAAGGUUCUCCACACCUCCAAUAGGUGGAUUGUUAAAUGUGGCGCUUACAUUUUUUUCUGGUGGCAAGUCAUGUUUGCCUUCAUAGUUUCUUUCCUAAUUUUUUUAGAAUAGCUCUGUAAGACCAUACUUCAAAAUAUGUGUGGAUCAGUGGAACAGGGUCAGAACACAUUGCAUUGUACUACCCCACCUUUGUCAAACUAGACUUGCAAAUUGUAACUGUCUACCGCAUUUCUGCAUGCACUCUACUGUAAUGCCUCUUUCCUUUUGCUACUGAGUAACAAACCAAGCUAUUUUCAUCAUAUUUAAUAUUUCUGUUGGAAGGUUUUAUAGUUAUUUAAAGAAAGAAACAAGUUCCAUUGGAAGAGUUGGGAAACUUUUAUAUGUUAUCUCCUAAGUACCAUAAGAAUAAUGUCUAUAUUUGUGGUGUGGUCUAGGUUUGUUCAUUUGAGGCUUAUUAAGUUAUUAAAGAGAUUUUGCCAAACCACUUUCUAGAUUUAAUUGCCAGUUUCUCCAGCAAGUUUUCCUACUACAAAUUGUGACUUCUGUGAAUAAUCUACACUAAAAUUAAGUCAUCACAUUAUGAUAAUAUGUUGAUUGCAGCAAGCAUGUCAAACAUUUGGAGCCAAGAAUCUCUUUAGUGGUGCAACUCUUGCAUGACACCAGAUGUAACAGAAAUAGUAAAUACCUGACCAAGUGCCAUUUUAGCUUACCAUUUCUUUUCCUAGUUACAGGUGAUUAACAUUACCAAGCAUUCACAUAAUGCUUGAGUAUUCACACAAUAGUAAUCUUUACAACUGUCCUGCAAGGUAGGCCAGUAUUAGUGCCAUGCUAAGAUUUAGAUGAAAGAUGAUGGCUUGCCAAAGUCUAUGUAACAAGUUGAUGACUAAGGUUAUACUUUAAGGAGUUUCUAUCUUGCAGACUUACUACAGUAUACUGGUUCUAGCCUAUAAUGUGGCAAUAUUGUCACUAAUCCCCUGGAACCAAAUGCAGAAGCCAGAUGUUAAAAUAUUCUUAAGGGCUUCCUCUCUGAAGCCAUAUAAAUAUUGGUCAGUUCACAAAUAUUUCAAACAUAUUUAACUCUGGCUGAGUGGCAAUCUCUGCACAUUAGUGAAGCAUUCAAUGCCCUUGAAGCCCCAGGCAGUGAGUUGAAAUAAUUAUUAGCAGGCCACCUGCUGGUUGAGAAACAAAAGUGCAUUUCUCUACUUUUAUCUGUAAUUAACCUUUGUUCUGCUUUAUUUAUAGUCAUAAUAUCUAAAGCAUGAGUUUGUAAACAAGCCAGAUAUGCAUGUAUGUUUGUGUUACCUCUGAAAAGGCUGUCAACCAAGCUGAAAAUAUUUUGCCUUCAAUUUUUUUUAGGACACGUAGCUGAGAUUCUUAGCCACACCUUAGUUACUUGACCUCAAUUAUGGUUUUCUUGUGCUAAAAAGCUGUUCAGUUGUAGUGAUACAGGGACUUUGGAGGACAGUAGUGUGCAUAAUGUUACCAUGCACAUUUGCUGUCAGUGUUCUGUUCCAAUAUGGCCUAAUUUAUACUUUUGAUCUUCAGCAUGAUUACUGCUUGAAAAGAAGUUCCACAGGACAAGCAGUUUCUGUGAAGUGGCUCCCUACAUAGUUGCAGUGAUUUGAGCAUAGCAUCACAACUCAUAAUUUUGAAUUGAUUGCAGCGUAUGGAUUGAAAUAUGUCUAUUGCUAGCAGUGAUAUUAUCUGAAUCCUUGGAAGCCAUCUAAAUAUCUUGGGUGCAGGAAUAUUCCCAUCUGCUUUAGAAAUUUUUGCACACAAACACAUCCUGUUGUGGUUAUAAUGGUGGAUAAUUAGUAAAAUAAAAUUUAACAGCAUCAUUAAAAUAAAGCAGUGCCUUUGAAAGAGCAAAUGUACAGCAAAUGCCUAAACUUGAACAAUUUCCUAGUGCCUUGCUGGACAAUGGAGUGCAAUGUGGUUUGUACAAGAGUUCAGUACAGUGUGCACUUAGUAAUAAAUUAGGGGAAUCUCUGUUUAAAUAUCCAGUUUAAAUAUUCAACUAUCCAAUUGUAGGAUGGAAAUAUGGUGGUCUUGAUUUAGGAAACGGGGAAAUUUCUGGGUUCCUAUGAUUAAUUUUAUUACUUAAAACAAAAAUUGGUGAAAGGAAAUAAGCAAGUAUCCCUAUACAACCAUAAUUGUUAAUUCUGACAGAGCUUCCUUAGUAGCUAGUUAUCUCAAAUGUUUACACGCAAACAUACAGUGUUCAUCAUACAGUGUCCUUUCCUGAUAGUCUCAAAGACAUAUCAAAAUAGCUAACAGGGUAGCUUCCAUAAAAUAUAUGAGUCAUUCAUUAGAAAUAUUUGUCAGUAUCUAGUCAGUUUCAUAACAGAGAAGCAGUAAGAAAGUUGUUUCUACCCUUACCUGUGCUUGAAAACCUUUUUCACAGUGGUAUCUGUUUAAUUCAACUGAGCAAACAGCUAGAAGCUUUGAACUUGAAAGCCUCUAUACAGCAUAUACCCAGAAAUGUUAAAAGGUAACUGUUAGUAUCAGCACAAUGUGUGAAUAGUGUUCCUGUAGACCAUAGUUGUGAUGUGACAAAUGUGGUUUUAGCAUUACAAGCAUCAGUAGGCCAUAUAAAAAUACAUCUUUUUAACAUCAAAACAGUACCCUAAUAUGACUGAAGCUUUUCCUUUUACUUUUACUUCAGUUCUUGUAAUGAAGCUGUGAUGUAAAAAAUAUUCACAGUUGAAAAGAGCAGAUAGGUUACAGAAGCUUGCUAUAUGACUUAGACUGUUCUUCAACUUUGGGUCCCCAGAUGUUCUUGGAUUACAACUCCCAUCAUCCCACCAAUUUGGCCACUGGUCAAGAGAUCAUGGGAGUUGUAGUCCAACAACAUCUGCGGACUCGAAGAAAACUGUUAUAGAACUAGUCACUGAAUACUAAGAUUGAUAUAAGCACUACUGGUUUAAGGCAGUGUAAACUAGUGUAAGCAGUCUGAUUAGCCCCUUAAAAUAGUGUAUUAUCAAAGCUGGCUGAAUUCCCAUUAGUUUAAACAGGACUUGCUCCUUGGCAUGUACAGAAUUGCAGCAUUAGUUGCUCAAAACACCCUAUCUGAUAUGAAGAAGAGUUCUAGGAGGUUUCCUAACAUGCUAUAAAUAUUGAGGCAUUUCCCACCAAUUUUAUUUCCUUGGGAUGUGUUAAAAAGACACCACCAUCACAAAGGUGUCUUCUCAACUUUCAGAAUUUGCAUCUGUUUUGUGGGUAAUCAGGGUCCAAAAUUAGAUGUGAUGGUAACAGAUCAAUGCAGGUCUACUCCAGUCACAUAUUUGUGUUGUUUUUUUGGGGGGGGGGGCUUAUGAGCAAAAGAUGUGUAUGUGUAGUGCUGAGCCUGCACUUGCCUCCUCACAGAUUCUUUUCUCCCAGCUAGGCUUUCAUGGUGUAUCAGAGCGUAGCUGAGACGAAAGGCAAGUGAGGAUUUAGACUCCUUCCUAGAAUACCCUUUUGUUCUGAAAGCAACCCCCCUCUGUGGGUGUGGGUGUGUUAAAAUUUAUCUGUGAUUGGUGGAGAAAUGUAGCUGCUAAUACUCACAUACAGUUUGGCUGUGGAUUUUUCUAAAGUCUUGGUGUUAUGAACCAUAUAUGAUCUCUUAAGAUGUCACAUGUAAUCUUAGAUCAUAUCCAUUUAGAUUUUAAAAAGUGGCCCAUUAACAAUAGCCUGUUUAAACUGCAUUCUGUUCAAAGUCAACCUAAUGCAUCUGUAAUCACCCAGAGGUUUCUAGAGAAGUUGAGAGAGAUUUAAUUUGAAUAGGCUAGAACUAUGCAAGCACAUUGCAUUGGUGCUAAUAAGUAGGAGUAGGAUCUUUUUAUUCUAAUUAAACAAAAUUAUAUGUACAUUCAUAACAUUGCAUUGUGUGCAACCAGACUAGCUGAUUAAGGCUGCAAUCCUAACACCAUUUACCUGGGAGUAAGCCCCACUGAAUUCAAUAAGACUGACCUCUGAGAAGACAUGGUAAGGAUUUUGCUGUAAAACAUCUCUUCCAAUAAUAGUAUCAGGUGGCCAAAUAUGUUUUGAGGAGAGAGAAAAGGAAACAAGAUGAAGUUAUAGGCAUCCUUCAGGGACUCUUUGUUUCAACCUUGUAAUGCAUGAUUAACAAAUUCUUUGAAAUUGGAUGUUGCUGCAUAAACCAGUAUAUUUAUUUUGUGCAUCUUGGGACACUGUCCUAAUGUGUUGCGGGAGGUAAAGGAUGUCUAGCACUUUAAUGUAGUAUUUUUGAUAAAUUGGAAAUCAUUCGGGUGUGGGUGUAGUGUUUAUAACAAAUGAAUGACCUUUCUUUUAUAAUAUAUUUAAAAUAAAAUUUUAUUGUGUCUUUUUCUGAA
Molecule: messenger RNA, 8819 nt
Organism: Rhineura floridana
Lineage: Eukaryota; Metazoa; Chordata; Lepidosauria; Squamata; Rhineuridae
Gene: GALNT10
Product: polypeptide N-acetylgalactosaminyltransferase 10
Exons: 12
Coding region: 188-2080 (630 amino acids)
Cellular component (GO): Golgi apparatus
Source: RefSeq, a predicted model, not a curated record